This is a messenger RNA of Cooperia oncophora, 456 nucleotides long. The record is from the annotation of a GenBank genome assembly. NCBI's taxonomy places the organism in Eukaryota, Metazoa, Nematoda, Chromadorea, Rhabditida, Trichostrongylidae.
AUGAGUGAAGCUGACCUGGAGCGAUUAUAUGAGGAGUGGGAGAAGAACGAUCCAGAGAGAGAUGAUGACGAUGAUGAACCUCAAAAGCGUGAACGCAUUGCAGUUGAUUUGAAAGAUGCUGCAAAGAUUAAAAAUCCGGAAGACUUGCUGAAAAUGACAAAAAAAGGUCAAACGCUAAUGAUGUUCGUCAAUGUUCGAGAUCCACUAGUGCCCUCAAAGAAAGAUAGGUCUUACACGGAGAAGAUGACGGAACUCUGGCGUUCGAUGCUUCACAAUAAUCACGUCCAAUGCCAAGUUUUCUUAAUUGACGACGAUCGGGCCAUUUUCAUGUUUCCUGAUGGUUCGCAAGCAUUUGAGGCUAAAGAUUUCUUGCUGAAACAGGCUGAGGUCACCGAGGUGACAUUGGAGGGGCAACAAUACCCCGGUGCUGGAGCUGCUACGAAAGAAGAGUUGUGA